Nerophis lumbriciformis (worm pipefish) is the source of this 1281-nucleotide messenger RNA. Lineage: Eukaryota; Metazoa; Chordata; Actinopteri; Syngnathiformes; Syngnathidae. The record is from RefSeq and is a predicted model, not a curated record.
UCUAUUACAAUGGACAACCUCAUAAACUUUAAUAUGUCAUCUGAGGCCACAACUCUAAACGUAGCAAAUGACAACCUUCAGGGCCAUUCAGACUUUUUGUCCCCAGAGCAUCCUUCUUCCAGAUUUCCUCAACAACCUUUAUUGCCCGAGCCCAUGGCGCCAACCAAGUCCAGCUCACAUCAUCAUGAUGAAGAUGAAGAGGAAAGCGAUGCAACAGAGUCAGCAGACAGUGAGAACGACAUGGACCCACCUUCAACUAUGUGGGAACUGCGGCGGUCUUCAUCCUCAUCUGUUCACAGUAGUGAGGACACUGAUGCUGAAACCUUGGAGAGAAGAGAGUUCAUGAAAACAUAUGUCGAGAAAGUGUUUCACGGAAGGCAGGACCUAGACCAAGAAGAGAAGGCUCAUUUUGGAGAAUUAUGCAUUGGCGAAAAUGGCAAAGGAAGGGAAUGGUUUGCCAAGUAUGUAAAUGCUCAGCGCUGCCACUCCAAAUGUGUGAGUGAAGCUACGUUCUACCGACUAGUGCAGUCAUUUGCGGUUGUGCUGUUUGAAUGCUACCAAAUGGAUGACUACAGCCCAGCCAAAAACCUCAUGACAAUGUGCUUUACGUACUACUACAUUGGAAAGUCCCAGCCUUCUCCUGCAGAGCUUCUUGAACGAGGUGGUGGUCUUCCUGCUGGUCCGGACUCAUAUUUUAUCAAGGCCAACUCUUGGCUCUCAGAUAAGAAAGAUGCCGCCGAGCGACUCCUUAAAAACUCAUCGAAGACUGAUGUCAAAGGCUUUUUUGGAGGCCUAGAAAGCAAAUUGAGAAACUCAGUCACUCUAAAAACCGAGGGUGCCGAAAAUCCAGUUGAGACAAAACCCAGAUCACCAGUAUCAGCGGUUCCAGAGGAAAAAGUGGGAGAAAAGGUGUACUUGUACACCCACUUGAAGCAGCAACCCAUCUGGCACACGUUGCGAUUUUGGAACGCUGCGUUCUUUGAUGCAGUUCAUUGUGAGAGAAAAAAGAGGUCGCCAACAACAAGGGGAACUCAAGAUGGAGAGAGAGAUAAGAGGUCUAAAUGGUGCCACAUGACCCAGGAGGAAAGGGACGACACUUCCAAAAUGGAUGAGAACAUUGCCUUUGGGCAGCUGGGGACAUUUACUCACAACAUGCUGGCAUUUGGACUCAGCAAAAAACUGUGCAAUGAUUUUCUGAAAAAGCAGGCUGUAAUUGGAAAUCUGAAUAAAGAACAGUACAAGCUGUUAAGUGACCAUAUCGAGAAAAUGGCAGCAGAGUGA